AUGGUGCAAGCAAAUCAUCCAACCUCCGAGUGGUCCAGUCUCCAGGAUACCUUCUACCGACGAACCGAGCUCUACACCCUCAAUUGGGGCAUCGACAAUCUCGCCGACUAUGUGGUUGCAGCAUCUAGCAAUGGCGGUCUCAUCGCUCUUAUUCGCGACCCGACUCGACUUGUCUCGCUGGGAAAUGCUUCGCUCCUCAAACCAAAGAUUCUUGUCUACACCGCUGCCGGUCAACUCAUCGAAAGCAUACCGUGGGAUCCUUCGCUUCGCAUCGUAGCUCUCGAAUUCAACGCUUUGGAACAGCUGGUGGUUGUGCUGGAAGAGGGUAAUGUACGUCUUUAUACGCUGCUCUCCCCGUGUCCUGCUUCUGUCGACUCAGCCGCGAGCUCGUCCAGUUCGAGUUGGCGCAAUCGACCAGCACCCGUCGAAGCAACCUCGAGCUCCUUCUACCUCCAGUACUCGCUCGGAACCGAAGCUACCGAGACAGGGAUUGUCGAUGCGCGAGUGUGGGCAGGCGGUCUCGUUGCUUUCGUAGGAGCAAGACGAUUCGUAGAAUGGCGCUUUCCAGGCCUCGACGUGGACGCUGAAUCUGGCGAGUAUGCUGGCUCGGUCAGUCUUAGCGGAGGAGGCGAUUAUGGAUUUGCACUCCCCUCUCUGGACGACGAUGCGACGCAGUCGCCGUCUCCAGAGCUUUUACCACCUCAUGAUGUGUCGUCGGCCUAUCCGAGCGAUGCUUCUUCACUGCCUUCUUCCUGGGCUGUUGUCCCUCCCAACGUUUCUCAGUCCGGGCGUACGACGGUGCUCAUUGCACAAGGUCCCACCCUGCUUUCGCUCACACACUCGGCAGCAGGACCUAGCUCCAUCGAUGCUGCGUGCCAAGACAUGCGCCUCUCUCGUGGCCCUUUCCACGUCAUACGUCCAUCUCCUAAUGGUAAGCUGCUCGCCCUCAUGACCGCAGAUCUCGUGCUAUGGGUGGUCAGCUCCGACUUUUCUCGCAGCCUGAGCGAAUUCGACAUCCGAGCAUGCGAGGCUUAUCAGGAUGCUCGUUCGGUAGACGAUCCGUUCAGUUCCAUGAACCAAGGAGAGGCUGCCUCAGCAGGCAAGGGAGGCAUCGGCGGAAGUGGUGUGCGCGAGGUUGAGUGGUGUGGCAACAACACGAUCGCUCUCGCUUUUAACGACGAAGUCGUCAUGGUGGGGCCGUUUGGAGACUCGAUCCGCUACCCAUAUGCUGGGCCGACGCAUCUGGUGAGCGAAAUCGACGGUGUCCGUAUCGUUGCUUGCGAUCGACACGAAUUCCUUCAGAAGGUGUCGGACGUGUCGAGCCGCGUUUUUCGCCCAGGCUCCAACGACCCUGCUGCUCUGCUCUUCGAAGCGGCCGAGCAAUUCAGUGCCAAGAGCAGUCGAGCAGACGAAGGCAUCCGUGCAAUCCGCAGCAGCCUUCCGGACGCCGUCGACUGCUGUCUGCGCGCUGCUGCCUACGAAUGGGACCUGACAUGGCAGAAGCGUCUGCUGAAAGCCGCCUCGUUUGGCAAAAGCUUUAUUGAGCUCUAUGAUCCUACCGCAUUUGUCGACAUGGCGAGGACGCUGCGUGUGCUCAAUGCAACUCGCAACUACCAAAUCGGCAUACCGAUCUCGUACGAGCAAUACUUGGCUGCAGGGCCAACCGCGCUUUUGUCGCGCUUGACGGCACAGAACCAUCACUUGUUGUCGCUUAAGAUCGCUCGCUAUCUACACAUCCGGCCGGAUGCCAUUUUGAAACACUGGGCGAAAGCCAAGCUGGCACGCACCAGCGCUGCGCUCGGAGGCUCGGCAGCAGCGAUCUCGGCAGCAGAGGAGCGUCUUUGCGCGGAUAUCGUGCACAAAUUCCGCGUGGCGACUUGGCUCAACGAGCGCGUUGGCGAGCUGGGUGGAUGCGAAGAUGACACUUUCCCAGAGGGAGUACUCGGCGGUGCAGCAGCGGUAGAUCAGGCGGCUAAGCGCACCAAGUCGUCAGGCGAUCGAGGCGCGUCGGUAAGCUUUGCUGAAGUUGCUUGGACUGCUUGGAAAGCAGGGCGUGCAAAUCUGGCUACGCGCUUGCUGGACCACGAGGCGCGUGCAAUUGAUCAGGUCCCGCUGCUGCUCAAUAUGCGCCAAGACAAGCUGGCAUUGGUGAAAGCGAUCGAGUCGGGAGACACGGACCUCAUCUACCACGUCUUGCUGCGUUUGAAGAAUCAGCUUUCGCGUGCUGACUUUUUCCGCAUCGUUCAAGCGCCCGUCUCGGACGCCGGCAUAGCGACAACAGCUUCGUCUUGCAACGAUCGAACACGAGCCGCUUUCAGGCUGACUUCGACGCAGCAGUACUUGUCGCUAGCGUCGAACCUGCUCGAAGCGUAUGCCAAGCAGGCAGAUCGAGAUCUGCUGAAAGACUUUUACUAUCAGGAUGAUCGACGGACCGAUUCGGCAAUUCUGGCGCUCCAAGAAGCCAACGCGAUGCAAAAUGUCGGUGAGGCCGAGCUGGCAGAAAAGAUGUUCAAGCUAAAGACAGCGAUCAAAUUCUUUGGCGAAGACAAGGAGCGUGUGUUGGAAGCAAAGUUGGUAGACGAACAGAUGCGCCUGCUCGCAUUCCAGCAGGCUUUGGAAAAGGAAGACGGCCAUCGCAGUCAGUUCAUCGGCCUUUCGCUCAACCAGACUAUCCGCCAGCUGCUGUUCCGCAACAUGAGCAAGAAAGCCGAAAAACUGAGAUCGGACUUCAAGCUCCCUGACAAACGCUAUUGCAACAUCAAGCUCGAUACGCUCGUUCAGAGCAAAGACUGGGAUGGUUUGUGGGCAUUUGCCAAUGCUAAAAGAUCGCCCAUCGGAUACACGCCGUUUAUCGUCAAGCUCGUCGAACACAACCAUGUGCACGAAUCCAUGCGCUUCGUGCCCAAGGUUCAGGACAAGUCCGAUCGCAAUGCGUUCAGCGCUUAUCUGGCUAGGUUGCCAAGCCAGGCAAUUGCGACUCAGCUGUUGGAUCGCUUCAAUGAGUAA
Messenger RNA from Mycosarcoma maydis (corn smut), 3006 nucleotides. RefSeq lists its product as uncharacterized. Lineage: Eukaryota; Fungi; Basidiomycota; Ustilaginomycetes; Ustilaginales. Gene Ontology annotation, biological process: intracellular protein transport; endosomal transport; vacuole fusion, non-autophagic. Gene Ontology annotation, molecular function: actin binding. Gene Ontology annotation, cellular component: endosome; HOPS complex; cytoplasm. The record is from RefSeq and is a predicted model, not a curated record. The transcript has a single exon. The coding region runs from base 1 to 3006 and encodes 1001 amino acids.